UUGAAGAUGUCAGCAGAUAUACCACUAAAUAUUAAUAUCAAGGAGCCCCGAUGGGAUCAGAGCACUUUUGUUGGACGAGCCAGUCACUUCUUUACUGUAACAGACCCCCGGAAUAUUUUGUUGUCUGAUGCUCAGCUGGAAAAUGCAAGAAAAAUUGUGCAUGAUUACAGACAAGGUAUUGUGGCACCUGGCUUGACAGAAGAUGACUUAUGGAGAGCAAAAUAUAUCUAUGAUUCAGCCUUUCACCCAGACACUGGUGAAAAGAUGGUCUUGAUUGGCCGAAUGUCAGCUCAGGUACCCAUGAACAUGACUAUCACAGGUUGUAUGAUGACCUUUUAUAGAACGACACCAGCGGUGGUUUUCUGGCAGUGGAUUAACCAGUCCUUCAACGCUAUAGUAAAUUACACAAACAGGAGCGGUGAUGCCCCAAUUACUGUCAGCCAGCUGGGAACAGCCUAUGUUUCUGCUACCACGGGUGCUGUCGCAACAGCUUUAGGACUUAAUGCACUAACAAAGCAUGUCUCACCUCUUAUAGGACGGUUUGUUCCUUUUGCUGCUGUUGCUGCUGCUAACUGCAUUAAUAUUCCACUAAUGAGACAAAGGGAACUCAAGUUUGGAAUCCCCGUCACAGAUGAAAAUGGAAACAGACUGGGUGAAUCAACAAAAGCAGCUCAGCAGGCAAUUACCCAGGUGGUUAUAUCAAGGAUUCUUAUGGCUGCUCCUGGCAUGGCAAUUCCGCCAUUCAUAAUGAAUACAUUGGAAAAGAGAGCCUUUUUAAAGAGAUUUCCUUGGAUGAGUGCUCCCAUUCAAGUUGGAUUAGUCGGAUUCUGUCUCGUGUUUGCAACACCCCUGUGUUGUGCACUGUUUCCUCAAAAAAGUUCUAUGUCUGUAACACGCUUGGAGCCAGAAUUGCAAGCCAAGAUCCAAGAGAACAGCCCUGAACUAGAACGUGUAUACUUUAAUAAAGGAUUAUAAUUCAAGGAAGGGAAAACAUCUUUCAAGGAGGAUCUUGUGAACUUAUUUUUGAAUUAUGUGCCAACACAGUUGAAGAUGAGAACUCACUUUUAACUUGUCUUUUUGUUCAACAACUUUGAUCAUCCGCAUUAUUUUAUAUUUAAAGACUUUUCUUGUUGUAGUGUUUAAAUUACAAAAGGUCAUUUUGUCCACUUUGGUAUCAAUUAAAAGUUUAACCAUACAUAUCAAAAAAUCUUUACAUAAGCUCUCAAGCAGCUACAAUAACAAUAAACAAGC
Messenger RNA from Tauraco erythrolophus (red-crested turaco), 1251 nucleotides. The record is from RefSeq and is a predicted model, not a curated record. NCBI's taxonomy places the organism in Eukaryota, Metazoa, Chordata, Aves, Musophagiformes, Musophagidae.